Molecule: messenger RNA, 1078 nt
Organism: Nannospalax galili (Upper Galilee mountains blind mole rat)
Lineage: Eukaryota; Metazoa; Chordata; Mammalia; Rodentia; Spalacidae
Product: trace amine-associated receptor 2
Exons: 1
Coding region: 79-999 (306 amino acids)
Biological process (GO): G protein-coupled receptor signaling pathway
Cellular component (GO): membrane
Molecular function (GO): trace-amine receptor activity
Source: RefSeq, a predicted model, not a curated record
AAGGAGAAUUUCAAUUGCUCUGAGUAUGGAAAUGGAUCUUGCCCAGAAAAUGAAAGGUCCUUGGUAAUUCGAGCUGCCAUGUAUUCGUUUAUGGCAGGAGCAAUAUUCAUCACAGUCUUUGGCAAUCUGGCCAUGAUCGUUUCCAUUUCCUACUUCAAACAGCUUCACACACCAACCAACUUCCUCAUCCUCUCCAUGGCAGUCACUGACUUCCUCCUGGGAUUCACCAUCAUGCCAUAUAGUAUGGUCAGAUCUGUGGAGAACUGCUGGUAUUUUGGGCUUACAUUUUGCAAGAUCCACUAUAGUUUUGACCUGAUGCUUAGCAUAACGUCCAUCUUCCAUCUUUGCUCAGUGGCCAUUGAUAGAUUUUAUGCCAUCUGUUGCCCUUUACAUUACUCUACCAAAAUGACUAUUUCAGUUAUAAAGCGGUUGCUGCUGGUCUGCUGGUCUGUCCCUGGAGCAUUUGCCUUUGGUGUGGUCUUCUCUGAGGCCUAUGCUGAUGGAAUUGAAGGCUAUGACAUCUUGGUUGCGUGUUCCAGCUCCUGCCCAGUCAUGUUCAAUAAGCUAUGGGGCACUACUUUGUUUGUGGCAGGUUUCUUUACUCCUAGCUCUAUGAUGAUAGGGAUUUAUGGAAAGAUUUUUGCAGUAUCCAAAAAACAUGUUCGUGUAAUCAAUAACUUGCCAGAAAAUCAAAAUAAUCAAAUGAGGAAAGACAAAAAAGCAGCCAAAACUUUAGGAAUAGUGAUGGGUGUUUUCUUGUUAUGCUGGUUCCCCUGUUUUUUCACAAUUCUGUUAGAUCCCUUUUUGAACUUCUCUACACCUGUAAUCCUGUUUGAUGCUUUAACAUGGUUUGGGUAUUUUAAUUCCACAUGCAAUCCCUUAAUUUAUGGUUUCUUCUAUCCCUGGUUUCGCAGAGCACUUAAAUACAUUUUGUUAGGUAAAAUUUUCAGCUCACAUUUCCAUAAUACUAAUUUGUUUAUUCAAAAAGAAACUGAAUAGACUUUUUCUGUGUGAGUGAACUGAAGCAUAAAGACUGGUACUUAAAAGAUGAAGUUGCUUCAAAGGAUUACUAUUGUGG